This is a messenger RNA of Guyanagaster necrorhizus, 1303 nucleotides long. Its product is annotated as FAD/NAD(P)-binding domain-containing protein. Gene Ontology annotation, cellular component: cytoplasm. Gene Ontology annotation, molecular function: flavin adenine dinucleotide binding; electron-transferring-flavoprotein dehydrogenase activity. Lineage: Eukaryota; Fungi; Basidiomycota; Agaricomycetes; Agaricales; Physalacriaceae. The coding region runs from base 115 to 1206 and encodes 363 amino acids. The record is from RefSeq and is a predicted model, not a curated record. The transcript has 6 exons.
CUGGCGUCCUCCGUACGAUAUUUGGUGACUCGCUCUGUACCUCUGCGACAAAUGUCAGUGUCCAAGCCGAAACCCAACGUGGUAGUCAUAGGAGGGAGUUAUGUCGGAAUGAAAAUGGCGGAUAUGCUUGGACCUGCCCUUCAUGAAACGCACAAUACUAUCGUUAUCGAAAAGAACUCUCAUUUCCAGCACCUCUUUGCCUAUCCUCGUAUAGGAGUUGUUCCCGGGUUCGAGCAUAAGGCGUUCGUUCCGUAUACUAACGCUUUCCAUGCCAGCCCGGCCGGAUCUACGUCAAUGGUACGUGCUACGGCAGAGGAGAUCCUUCCAAAUGAAGUUGUUCUAGACAACGAGACGUCCAUUCCUUAUGAAUAUCUUGUGUUUGUCGCUGGAACUGGACGGCCUGGAGCGCCGAUUGCGUACGAAAAAUCUACGGAGACGAAAAGAAUUCAGAUGAUCCAGGCGAAAAUAGCUAGCGCGUCGAACAUCGUUGUGGUGGGAGGUGGCGCGUAUGGUGUUCAGGUCGCCUUCGAUAUCAAAGAGCAAUAUCCGUCGAAGAAGGUCACACUCAUCCAUUCGCGGCCGCAGUUGAUGAACCGCUUCCAUUAUGCGUUGCAUGAUAUCGUCAUGGAGAGGUUCAAGGCUGCAGGUAUCGACACUAUCCUGGGACAGAGAAUCAAGGACAUCCCGGAUUGGUCACAGAAUGACGGAAAGGAGUUUUCAAUCACCCUUGCCGAUGGGAGGGAAGUGAAAACGGAUUUGGCCAUCCCUUGCACAGGAUCUACCGUCCCCUUGAGCGAUCCCCUUCUGUCUCUUUCACCGUCGUCGGUAGAUCCUGUAACCAAAUACGUCAAGGUGAAGCCUACGCUGCAGAUUGCAGACUCCAAAUUCCCGAAUGUCUUUUCUAUCGGGGAUGUAGCGGAUACCGGGGCACACAAAGCGGCCCGACCCGCCUUCGCCCAGGCCCAGAUUGUUCUCAGAAAUAUACAGAAGCUCAUGAAGGAUGAGAAGGCUGAACUUGACACGUACAAGCCCGACCCUCAUUCGAUACAUUUGGCUUUGGGAUUCCGCCCGAGCGUUAAAUUUAGAAACCCGGCAUCGCCUGAUGGUGAGCCGAUGAAAAUCUUUGACGACCAUGGGGACCUGGAGUCUGGGUGCGGCAAAGUGUGGGCGAUGAGGGCUCCUGGUGUUUCGGAUUAUAAACUGUGAUAGAGAUUAUAUAGAAUCGCCCGAUAACCUUGCUUGCUGGACCAUUUUGACGGAAAAAUAAUUUAGCAGUGGGAUAUACAGCUGUGAUGUGCACCUA